AUGCCGAAAGCUCCACCUACUAAGGACCCGCAUGAAGACAUAAAAUACCACAUCAUACGCAGAGGGAGCGAACCAGGGUGCUACCAGUUACACAAGCCCAAAGAAUGUCGGCUGCGAUUCCCGCUGAGCAACAAGCCGAUCCACAAGUGCUCGCUGCCCCCGGUAGAAGUUAUCCAGGUGCCACAGCCGGGCCUCGGGUUCAGGAAGCUCGUUGUGCCCAAGAAGACCCCUAACUUGUACCCCGCCGUCAUGCCCAAGACCGAGUAUGAGCGGUUGAAGAAACAGGCCAAGAUAGUGACAAGCGAAGAAAUGAUCAAAGCGAUGCACGAGCAAGAAGCGGCGAUACAGAAGGCGGCCAAAGAGUCUGAGGAACGGAAGGAGUUGCUCAAACAGAAGCUUCAAGAACAGCCAGGGGCGGAGGCCGCCACUGGGACCGCGGACCCCGAACUGGAAGGCCCUGACCAAGCUGCCUACACACUUACACGUGCUGAGAUGAUGAAAGCCGACAACAUGCAAGGGCCACGGCUGUGCAACGGGAUCAUCCUAGCAUCAAAGUGCCACGCCAUACGCGACGCGCAGAUCGUCGAGAAGGAACUCAUCAAGAAGGAGCUGGAAGAAGAAACCAGACGCUUGGACGCAAUAAUGGAAGAGAACCGCCAAGCGGCGGUGGCGCGGGCCGAAGCCGAAGAAGAACGGCGCUUCCAGCUGCGGCUGCAGAACCUGGCGGCACUCAAGGAGCAAAUCAGCGCGCACAUGACUGCCAAGAUAAUGGAAGCAGAACGCAUCGAGGAGGAGAGCAUCCGCGUGAACCAGGCCAACAUAGCGAUGCAGAUCGACGAGGCGCAGAAACUGAAGGAGAAGCAUGCCCGCCAGCUCAAGCUCAAGGAGAUACUCGACCAAGGCAAUGCAGAGUUGUUGUACUACAAGCAGCUCCAGAACGAGGAGGAUCGUAUAAUGAACCUGAGGAUCGACAACUUCCUCAAAGCCAAGCAGGAGAGGGACUCCAAGAACAAGGCCGAAGCAGACGCCAUCAAGGCCGCCAAGCAGAAGGGGAUCGACCACAUUGCCAAGGCUCAGAAGGCGGAACAAGAGCUGAAAGAAGAAUUGGAGCGCAUACGCAACCUGAAGAUACAAGAGGACGUGGAGCGGGACUACCGGCGCAAGGAGAGGGACCUGGCCAUCAAGAGGAACAAGGACAUGAAGGCACUGCACGAGGCUAGAGUCCAACAGAUCAACGAUAUCCAUCGCCUGAUCGCGCGGGAAAUCGCCAAGGACGAGCAGAGCUUCAACAACGCGGCGCGACAGAAUGAGGAGUUCUUGCGCAGGGAGAAGGAGUUGGAUAAUAAACGCAAAGCCCGCAUCGAGCACCAUCGCCAAGAGAUCAUGAAGCAGAUCAAUGACAAGGAACGGGCCAGGGCGGAGUUGCGAGCGAAGGUCCGCAACGAAGGUGUGGCCAUCAGACUCGAGCAGCAGCAGCAGGACAAGUACGAGAAUAUGGUCAUCAAGCAGAAGGUGGCGUUGAUGCGACAACAGAAGAUCCCAGAGAAGUAUGUGACGGAGGUAGAGCAGUCGCUGUACAAACAUGGAUACAAGUAGUACUAGCGCACCGUAAGUUAGACGUAAGGGUGGCGUAGGCGCAGCGGGAGUGGUCACCGGGGACAGUG
Messenger RNA from Pectinophora gossypiella (pink bollworm), 1664 nucleotides. Its product is annotated as cilia- and flagella-associated protein 45. The record is from RefSeq and is a predicted model, not a curated record. NCBI's taxonomy places the organism in Eukaryota, Metazoa, Arthropoda, Insecta, Lepidoptera, Gelechiidae. The transcript is spliced from 13 exons. Bases 1 to 1596 code for a protein of 531 amino acids.